Messenger RNA from Rhagoletis zephyria (snowberry fruit fly), 741 nucleotides. It is a transcript of the gene Sodq, whose product is annotated as Sodesque. Gene Ontology annotation, biological process: superoxide metabolic process. Lineage: Eukaryota; Metazoa; Arthropoda; Insecta; Diptera; Tephritidae. The record is from RefSeq and is a predicted model, not a curated record. Gene Ontology annotation, molecular function: copper ion binding.
AUGACAACAAUGCCAUUGUCGAAUUCAAUAAUCGGUAAUGUUGACACCAAAGACGAUGGCAGUAUAUCAGCUAGUUUUCGCAGUGUAUAUUUAAAUUUAUUCGGCAUUAAUGGAAUAGUUGGACGCUCGAUAGUUAUUCAUGAGAAGCCCAUCGACCUAAAUACGGCACUAAAUGCCGAAGUGUUUUCCAGUUCACUCCAAGCAAUGCCAGAUGCCUUGGCUUAUCAGAAUGAGGAAAACUCUGUGGGUCCGGCCAUUGCUUGCGGCAUUAUCAGUAUUACCAGUACAAUGGCACCGACGACGACACCUUCUAUGGCUCCGCAGAUAUAAGUAAAAUGUCCACAUAUUACAACCAUAAGCAAGAACGAUAGAAUACAAGAUUGCGCCAAUCGAGAUGAUAACAACUGGGUGUGACGUCACAUUAUUAGCUCUGAUCCAAUACUUUUUGCGUAAAAUCCUGUAAAAAUGUCAAACAGCAAAAUUACUCUCUGAAGUGAGAGUAAAAAGUGAGUAACAACAAAAAGCAUUUUUCCUGUAAAAACGUCAACCAGUGAUCGUUUGACAAUUUUCAAGAUUUUACCGGAAGAAAAAGUUCGGGUAAAAUCUUGCAACUUCAUUCGCUACACAACUCUCCAAAAAUCGCUCUCAUUUACAGGAUUUUGGAGGAAUUUGGAGUAUGGGAUCAUUAUUCCUGUGACUUCCUGCAAAUUCGUGUAAAAACCUGUAAGUUCAUGGAGUACU